AAAAAUAUGUAACCCUAAAUCUUUCUUAUUAAAACCACACUUCAUCUCAUACCGUCGCUUCUCAGCAGCACCAGCACCAGCACCAGCACCAGCAAGCACGUCUUCUUCUUCUCGUUGCUGCUUUGAUCUGUGAAGAUGUUCACUACAAAGAAGAAGAUCCAAAAGGACAAGGAUGCUGAACCAACUGAGUUUGAGGAGACAGUUGCCCAGGCAUUAUUUGACUUGGAAAAUACCAGCUCAGACCUGAAAAGUGAUCUAAAAGAUCUCUUUAUAAAUUCUGCGGUUCAAAUAGAUGUUGCUGGAAACCGCAAAGCUAUUGUCAUUUAUGUUCCCUAUAGACUGAGGAAAGCUUAUCGCAAGGUUCAUCUUCGCCUUGUUCGAGAGCUGGAGAAAAAGUUCAGUGGGAAGGAUGUUGUUCUGAUUGCUACCCGAAGGAUCGUGCGCCCACCAAAGAAAGGCUCUGCUGUUCAGCGCCCCCGCUCCCGCACCCUAACUGCUGUGCAUGAGGCCAUGCUUGAGGAUUUAGUGUAUCCUGCUGAGAUUGUUGGAAAACGCACCAGAUACAGGAUUGAUGGAUCCAAAAUUAGCAAGAUCUUCUUGGAUCCCAAGGAGCGCAACAACACCGAGUACAAGCUAGAAUCAUAUGCGGGAGUUUACCGGAAGCUUACAGGAAAAGAUGUGGUUUUUGAUUUCCCGGUAACAGAGGCCUGAAGAACUGUUGAUGAGUUUUUGUAAUGUUAUUCUAUUCAAGAGUUCUAUAACUGGAGGCAGAUAGGAUACUAUUUAAAAUUUUGUCUCUUGAAUUUGAUUGAAUGUCAUUUGAAUAGGACACGUUUCUUCAAGGUUCCUUUUACCAUGCA
Messenger RNA from Populus nigra (black poplar), 860 nucleotides. Its product is annotated as small ribosomal subunit protein eS7-like. The transcript is spliced from 6 exons. Bases 136 to 711 code for a protein of 191 amino acids. Gene Ontology annotation, molecular function: structural constituent of ribosome. NCBI's taxonomy places the organism in Eukaryota, Viridiplantae, Streptophyta, Magnoliopsida, Malpighiales, Salicaceae. The record is from RefSeq and is a predicted model, not a curated record. Gene Ontology annotation, biological process: ribosomal small subunit biogenesis; translation; rRNA processing. Gene Ontology annotation, cellular component: 90S preribosome; ribosome; cytosolic small ribosomal subunit.